AUGCUCUCUCAACUGCGGUUUGGCAUCCCUCUCUUCCUACUACUCGUUUGUGAUGGAGAAGCUUAUUCUGUCACACCCAACAAGCAUCAACAAAAGAUGCUUCCACCGACUCAAGGCAACUUGAACCAAAACAGAAGACAUCUCUUGACCAAUUUGGUUGGAAUGACGUCUUCCAUAUUGAUUGCAUCAUCAUCAUCAUCAUCUCCUUCCUUUGCGUUCGAUGGAUCUGGCAGCUCGGCUUAUGCUGGUCGAUCCCCUGCCACGAAGGCUGAAUUGAAACGUCAGUACAAGGAACGGAUUGUGGCCGAUGUCCGAGACUUUAACACGCUCGGAAAGGCCAUCAACAAGGGUGAAACGGAAGGGAGUGCCUGGGUCAACUUUUUCAUUCAGUUCCAACGUAGAGAACCUGAUGCAGUGGGUCGAACCUAUGGAGCGUUGGUCGAUCUGAGAGGAAUUCGCAUAAAAAAGGAAGAAUUUGAAGGUGGCGACGGAAUGCUCCUGGCCAAUACCUUUACCAAGGCUGGCAAGCCACCGGACAAUACACCUGCUGUCAAAAGUUUCAAGAAACUUUCGACUAGCUUUGAUGCUAUUGAAGAGGCUGGCAAACAGGGAGACGCCAAAAAGGCCGCGGCCGCAUGGAGUAAAACCAAGUCGUUGUUGGAGGCUUUCUUGGCCGAUGUGGAAAUGCCGAGUUCCUUGGCGGAUCCAAUCUACAAUUAG
Messenger RNA from Cylindrotheca closterium, 720 nucleotides. NCBI's taxonomy places the organism in Eukaryota, Bacillariophyta, Bacillariophyceae, Bacillariales, Bacillariaceae. The record is from the annotation of a GenBank genome assembly.